AUCAGUUGUAGUUAAUAUCUUGUGUUUUCAUGAAUUCAUCAGGACAUAAGUACCAUAAAAAUAGUUCAUUAAUAGUAAACUGAAUUGUUUUAAUGAUGUUUAAAAAUCUAUUUGUGCCUUUAAGAUUGGUUUUCAGUAAAAGACUUCCAUUAAAAUUUAGCUCUUCUACUAUCUCUACGAAAACAUUAGAGAAUGAGGACAGAGGGAUAACAAUUGUUUCAUUAGACAACUCUAAAACAAAAAAUUCAUUAAAUAAAGAAUCAGUACAAAAUCUUAGUAAUGCUUUUGAAGAAAUUUCAACUGAUUGUAAUACAAGAGUGGUUAUAAUAAGAAGCUUAAUACCAAAAGUGUUCUGCGCAGGGGCUGAUUUGAAAGAAAGGCUGACAUUGAGUGAUGGUGAAAUAAAAUUGUUUUUGAAUAAGCUAAAUGAACUUAUGUUCAAAAUUGAAGAAUGUCCAGUACCUGUGAUUUCAGCAAUAGAUGGAGCAGCUUUGGGAGGUGGAUUAGAAAUGGCUUUGGCUUCUGACAUUAGAAUCGCAUCAGAAGAUGCAAAAAUAGGUCUAGUUGAAACAAAGCUCGCUAUUUUACCUGGUGCAGGAGGUACUCAGCGAUUAACUAGAUUAGUGGGUUCAUCUCUAGCAAAAGAACUAAUUUUUACAGCUCGCAUUUUAAACGGAAAACAAGCGAAAGAACUUGGAAUCGUGAACCAUGUGACAAAAGAUCCUGAGACAGCAUUUGAGAAAUCUUUAGAAAUAGCAAGAGAAAUUUUACCAAAUGGACCGUUAGGAGUUAAAUUUGCAAAACUAGCAAUAAACAAAGGUAAAGAAGUCGAUAUUUAUCAGGGUUGUGCUAUUGAGAGAUUGUGUUAUUCUCAGGUAAUACCAACAAAAGACCGAUUGGAAGGACUGAAGGCAUUUGCAGAGAAACGAAAACCAGAUUAUAAAGGAGUAUAGGAAAAGUAUUUUAGAGCUUUAAAUUAUUAUGAAAACUUAAGACUUAAAUGAAUCUCCAACUUUAUUUUUGUAUUUUGAUUAAUACAAUAUAUCUCCUUGGAUUGAAAUACAAAAAUUUUGGAUUCCUUCAAGAGAUUUAUUGAAUAAAUAAAACAAUUUUAAUUUUUUCUGAUUAAUCCAUGAAAAUAAUAAUCCCUGAAUCCAUUCAACUAGUAGAUAUAACACCAAAGAGUAAUUGCGACAAAGAAAAUAAAUAAAGUAUUACUGCUAAGAAACAUUUAAUGUUUAUCAAAUAAAAACUAAUUUGACUAUCUAACUAGGUUGCAAUAAGCAGAAAAAAAUUCUUAAGCAUAUUAAAAAGUAAACAAAAAAAGAGACUAAAGCUUGCUUAAUAAUAACACACAUUAUCAGUAAAAGAAUGACACAUAAAAACACAAAUACAACUAUAUAAUAAUUAUAAUGCAGAUUUUUUGAAAAUGUCACAUUACAGCAUUAAAAGACUAAGCUCUUUAAUAGUAAUUAUAUAAAGCAAUGUUUCAAUAAUAACUUUCAAAAUAAACAACGGAUUUUGUACAUAAUGUAUUAACCCUCUAAGGAUCCCACACAGUUUUAUUUUUUAAAUUAACAUAUAAAGAAAUCCUAGAAGAUUAAUCAAGUUAAAUGACUUUUACUGUUAUUGAAUAUUUGGAAUAGAACAGGAAAUAAUAAUGGGCCUUUUCGAUAAUAUAAAAAUCUAUUUUUUAAAUUAAAAAAUGAUGCUGCGGUUCUUUCGGGACCCAUUCUUAUUAUACAUGAGCUUUUUAAAAUAUAUUUUUUGAAUGUUUGGUUAUUAUUGAAAAAAUUCCAAACCACACAGCAUUAUUUCUCCAAAAUGCAGGCAAAGAAAAAAAACUGUUAAUGUCUCGCAAAUUCAGGCAUCAUCAGGAAAGAAAAGAAACAGCUAAUACUGAAGAGUAUGCGAUUGGAUUUCAUGGCAUGAUGUUCGAUUAGCUGUUUCUUUUCUGUCCUCAUAAUGCCUGAAUUGUUGACGGGUUUUUUCUUCGCCUGCAUUUUGCAGAGAUAAGGCUGUGUGGUUUGGAAUGUUUCCAAUAAUAACAUAACAUUUAUGUUCUGUCUCUUGGUUAUUUUGUUACUAAUUUAUAACAAUAUUUUUUAAAAAUAUUUAAUAAAAUUACUACUAUAAAAUUAAUAUAAUAUAUAAAUAUAAAAAGAAACUACUUAUUUCUUGUAUAAAAAAACAUUCCUCAUAAUUUUUUACAAAUAACUAGAUAAAACAAAAAAGGAAACAAACGAAGUAUCAGGGCAAUAUUUGAACAAACAUUUUUUAUUUGAUGACAUUUAAUUUUAUAUCAUAUAAGAAUCUAUAACCAUAUCAAAACUUCUUAUAACAACUUCACUUGCUGUACGUUUGUUAUGUAUCUUCCCUAAUAAAGGCUGAAUGGAAUACAAUGGAAGAUAAUUGACCAUUAAUUUUAUAAUACAACUUUUUGGUAAAUUUUCAUGCUUUAAUAAUUAUUUCCAUCCCCAAACCCU
This is a messenger RNA of Nezara viridula (southern green stink bug), 2486 nucleotides long. The record is from the annotation of a GenBank genome assembly. Lineage: Eukaryota; Metazoa; Arthropoda; Insecta; Hemiptera; Pentatomidae.